UUAAACCAGGGCGGAACCCCAUGUUUGUAGUCCACUCCUGCUGUUUUGACAGUGGUGCUAGCGAUUAGCACGCGGAUUUCUAUGAUCGUGAUUUGAAGGGUCCGUUAAAUGUAACAUUAAAUUCAUUCAAAAUCUGAAAGAUUACAUUUGGAGAAGAUGCAGGAUGACGCGCGCUACCUCAAACGCAAAGUGACUGCUGGCAGUCUGGAUGUCCAUCCCACAGAGAAGGCCCUUGUGGUCCACUAUGAAGUGGAGGCGUCCAUACUGGGAGAGGGUGGAGGCCAUAUGCUGGGCGAACGAAAGGAGGGACAAAAAAUUAUCCGAGUGAAAAGUCUUUCUCCGAGCACAGAUGUGGGAGCCUUGGCCAAGAAAGUGGUGGAGGAGUGUAAACUCAUCCCUCCUUCACGUUUGCCCCAGGUGGAGCAGCUCCUCUACUACUUGCAGAACAGGAAGUCGUCACCCGUCGAGGGCAAAACGGAGAAGAAAGAGAAAAGAACAGUGAAACCUAGAGAGCUGACACCGUUUGAAGGAAUGGAGUUAGAUGAGGAAGCCAGUGUCACCAGAGUGGAUGAGUACAUUGAACUGCUGUAUGAAGGCAUCCCAGAGAAGAUCAGAGGCUCCGCUCUCAUUCUGCAGCUCGCCCGCAACCCUGACAACCUGGAGGAGCUGCUACACAACGAGGCGGCUCUGGGUGCUCUGGCCAGAGUAUUGAGGGAGGACUGGAAACAGAGUGUAGAGCUGGCUACCAUCAUCAUUUACAUCUUCUUUUGCUUCUCCAGCUUCUCACAGUUUCACGGCGUGGUGAGUCAUUAUAAAAUCGGUGCGUUGUGCAUGAGUGUUGUGGAACACGAGCUGAAGAGACAUGACGUGUGGCGCGAGGAGCUGCGCAAGAAAAACAAGGCUUGCGAGUCGGCACCAGAGAACGGCUCUCUGAGAAGAGACCAGGACAAAGCUGUGAGGAAAUACCAUGGCCUUCUGUCCAAACAGGAGCAGCUGCUCAGAGUGUCUCUUUACCUCCUGCUGAACCUUGCUGAGGACACGAGGACGGAGUUAAAGAUGAGGAAUAAAAACAUCGUUGUUCUGCUCGUCAAAGUCCUUGAGCGGGAUGACGAGGAGCUGCUGGUCCUGGUGGUUUCCUUCCUCAAAAAACUGUCCAUCUUCCUGGAGAACAAGAAUGAUAUGGCUGAGGUGGAUACUGUGGAGAGAUUGGCUUGUCUGGUCCCCUGUGACCAUGAAGACCUGUUGAACCUGACUCUGCGUCUGCUGCUCAACCUCUCCUUUGACUCUGGACUCCGAGCCAAGAUGGUGGAAGUUGGACUGUUACCUAAAUUAACGGCUUUGUUGGGUGAUGAGAACAAUCGUCAGGUUGCCAUGCGUAUCCUGUAUCACAUCAGCAUCGACGACCGCUUUAAGGGCAUGUUUGUUUACACUGACUGCAUACCUCAGCUAAUGCAGAUGCUGUAUGAGCACGGUGAGGAGGAAACCGAAGCUGAGCUCAUCUCCAUCUGCAUCAACCUGGCUGCAAACAAAAGGAACGCACAGCUCAUGUGUGAAGGAAAUGGGUUGAAGAUGCUGAUGAAGAGAGCUCUGAAGCUGAAAGACUGCCUCCUGAUGAAGAUGAUCAGAAACAUCUCUCAACAUGACGGACAGACCAAACCAGUGUUCAUAGACUAUGUUGGUGACCUGGCAGCAGAGAUCCGGGCAGAGGAAGAGGAGGAGUGGCUUCUGGAGUGUCUCGGGACGCUGGCCAACCUCACCAUCCCUGACCUGGACUGGGAGUUGGUGCUGAAGGAGUACAACCUGGUACCCUACCUCAAAGACAGACUUAAACCAGGCUCAGCAGAGGAUGACCUCAUCCUGGAGGUGGUGAUUAUGAUCGGAACAGUUUCCAUGGAUGACGCCUGUGCUGCCAUGUUGGCGAAAUCUGGCAUUAUUCCUGCCCUUAUCGAGCUGCUGAAUGCCCAACAGGAGGACGAUGAGUUUGUGUGCCAGAUCGUCUACGUCUUCUAUCAGAUGGUGUUUCACCAAGCUACACGAGACGUCAUCAUCAAAGACACCCAGGCUCCAGCCUACCUGAUAGACCUGAUGCAUGACAAGAAUGCUGAGAUCCGAAAAGUGUGCGACAACACCCUCGAUAUUAUUGCUGAGUACGAUGAGGAGUGGGGGAGGAAAAUUCAGUCUGAGAAGUUCCGUUUCCAUAACAACCAGUGGUUGGAGAUGGUCGAGAGUCGCCAGGCUGACGAGUCUGAACCGUAUCUCUACGAUAAUGAUGAGAGGACUGAUCUAUUCUACAGCGCAGAUGGAAUAACUCCUGCAGACGGUUCAGUCAGCCCAGAUUUCUUCAAUGACCUACAGGCUCAAAAUGGAGACGUGCACCAUACCAGGGUGAAUGGCAGCGAUGUCUUCGACCAGACCAGCUCAUCACCCGGACGACCAGCUACCGCCUACGGCUUCAGACCUGAUGAACAGCCCUUCUAUCAGUACACAUAGACACACACAGGACGUCCUGUCAUCUUAGACCCAUUCCCCAUCCACCUCCUGCAUGUCCACCACCAUUCCACAUCUUCAGAUCCAAUUUCACUGCUAGAAUCCCUCAUGACUGAAGGCUUUACGUUGCUAUAGUUAGACAUUGACCAUAAAGGCUGAAACACUACCACUGCAGAUGUUCAACGAGUUAUUACAUUAGUCACCUUUCAUUACUCAUUUCAACCAUUCACCAUUAUGUAAAAGGAGUACCGGUAGUCUUCCUUACACACUGGCUACCGUCUUCUUAUAGUGACUUCCCAGUGGGUCAGCUUUUAAUUUAAUGUGAAGAGACUUAACAUUUCUAAUAUAUGUUUGUAAGUUUUUGCAUGUUUUUCCUAUGUAAUAAUGAAUAUUGCUUCUUCAAAUCCACUGAAAGAAACGAUUAGUCAAAUGUUACAUUUUCCUGUUUGAGACCCAACAGUUUGACUCCUCUAUCACUAUGUCUACGUGCUAACCUACAAUAUGCUGUUGAAUACAAGAAGAAUCUGUGGGAUUAUUGUAACUCACCACUGUUCCGAGGGCUGACUUUCCUUUGAUGAGGAAAGUAUAACCACAGAUUGAGCAGCAGCGUUAGGACACGGGGUCAAAUUCAAGAUGAAAAUUCAAAAAAGCAAACUCGGUGUGAAAGUGGCUCAAAACUGUUGCCUCAAAAUUGAAGCUUAGCACCAGCAUAUGGCUCCUCCUGGUGCCCACCGCUCAGUGUGCUGUAUAUUUUACUGAUGUCAACCCAUAACAUUUCCAACAAUGCAGUAUGUCACUCCAUAAUAACAUGAUGUAAGUGAUCUGUCACUAGCCCUAACCCAAACACCAAGCCCCCAGGAAGCCUUUGAAGAUUUUCAUCGUGGUCAAACCGUGGAAGUACAACUUCUGGGUCCGUCAUGUGAUACCUCUGGGCCCAAAAAGCCCUUCCCCAUAGACUUACACUGGGAAAGAGACAUUUAUAAGUUUUAAACAUCUUCCCAGUACAAACCCUUAUGUAGCCCUCAUUUAAAUCAGUAUGUCCUACAAGUUGUAAAAUGCACUAAUAGCUGAAACCAGAUGUAUUCUUCCUCCGUUCAUGUGAAUGAGCCCGAGGCCGAGCAGCUGGCAGGAUGAAUUGCAUGAAACACUAGUGCGCUUGCUUUAUGGGAAAAUGGAUGUGGAAGGUCUGGCUAAUUCUAUUCUCUAAUUCUGUCCAGCUGAUCUUUGUGGAUGGAGUCAGUUGCAGACUUGCAUGUUCGGUUGGAUGGUGCACUGUGUCCUCCUCUUAAAUGUCUAAUGACAAAAGUCAAAAUUAAUUAAAAAAAGAUCGAUGCAAUCAUCUCUAGAAUUUCAUUCCAUGUUUUUAUCCUACGCAAUAGUCUGCUUCAAUCCAUAUUUGUUGGUGUUUAGCCUUUCAAAAUCCUUUUCACUGUGGUCAGAAACUCUUUACUCUCCAGAACACACCUGCUUUACCGUUGUGGUCUGGCAGCAAUCUAAUGGCACCAUAAAUGACAUUUAUACAACCACAAUAACACAAAAUCAGACAUAUGCUAGCAUGUUGUAACCUUUUUGAUACGCUACAAGAAUGUGGUGAGGCAUAGAGAAAGCAAGACAACGAGAGACUGAAUAUACAGCAAAAUUCAAAGCUUUGCUUAAUUGAAUAUGGUUGUGCUAUUGUUGACACGUCUCGUCAUAUUGCCCAGGCCUAAUGUGGAUCUUAUUAUUCUGCGCAUCCUGUUCUGACAUAAUGAAUGUCAACAUUAUUGGUAUGAUUUUUAUGUGACAAGUAUAAUUUUAAAAAAUUGUGACUCGAUUCUCGCCAAUUUAAAUCCCAGUUUGGUUAAGUGAAUAAAUAAUGUACCCUCAAGCAGGGCUCCUACUGCUAGACAACAGAGCAUGUCUGAAUGUAUACAUGUGAAUCAGAGUAGUAUAGAUUCUUUUUCUUUUUUUUUUUUUUAUUAACCACAUGCAGUGUUACUUAUAGGCAUAUUUGCACAUAUAGUUUUGAUGCAUGGUUAUGUUUUGUUUUUUAUUGUUUAAAUUAUUGUUAAUCUGUAUAUUGUGUUUUUUACAAUAGUACUUAAAAAGACACUGUAAACAUAGUACUGGACUAUACAUACACUCCAUCUCUCUCACUGUCUUUCAUCCUCAGGUUCUUUAAUAAUAAAUAAAUCCCACAUUUCAUAAGA
Anarrhichthys ocellatus (wolf-eel) is the source of this 4676-nucleotide messenger RNA. Its product is annotated as kinesin-associated protein 3-like. Gene Ontology annotation, biological process: cilium organization; microtubule-based movement. Gene Ontology annotation, cellular component: kinesin II complex; axoneme; ciliary transition zone. The record is from RefSeq and is a predicted model, not a curated record. Bases 157 to 2490 code for a protein of 777 amino acids. Gene Ontology annotation, molecular function: kinesin binding. The transcript has 20 exons. Lineage: Eukaryota; Metazoa; Chordata; Actinopteri; Perciformes; Anarhichadidae.